UACAGGUCAUGUGUCUCCUGUUCCUCCCUCAGUCCGUCUUAUUGGCAGUCACAGUGACACACCAGGACAAACCUCCUGCUGCUUUAGUCAAGAUGUCCCUGAGUUUUUGGCUCCUUGUGUUGGCUUUUAUCUCCGUGAGCUCAAGCACCAAUCCUGGAGUAAAGGUCAGGCUAACAGAAAAGGGCCUUGAAUAUGGCAGACAACUGGGCAUGGCUUCAAUCCAGCAGAAACUCAAGACCAUCAAAAUCCCAGAUAUUUCAGGGAAGCAGAGUGUCAAAGGCAUUGGCAAAGUCCAGUACAGCUUGUCAAAUAUGCAAAUUGUGAAUGUGGGUUUACCCAAGUCUGCAGUAGAUCUUGUACCGGACACCGGCAUCAGACUGUCUAUUGAUGACGCUUUCCUCACUCUGCAGGGAGACUGGAGGGUCAAGUAUUUGCGAAUAGUGAAAGACAGUGGCUCAUUUGACUUGAAUGUGAAUGGAAUCACUAUCAGCACAAGUAUUGCCAUCAAGAGUGACGAGACAGGCCGACCCACAGUCAGCAGUGUCAGCUGUGCAGCUACAGUUGCCAGCGCACACAUCAAAUUCCACCAUGGAGCCAGUUGGCUGUACAAUCUCUUCAGCAAAUUCAUUGAUAAGUCAUUGAGAAACACACUGCAGAAACAGAUGUGCCCUCUAGUGGCUGAUGCUGUAUCUGAUAUAAACCCUCAUUUGAAAACUCUCAAUGUUAUAGCCAAGGUGGACCAGUAUGCAGAGAUUGAAUAUUCCAUGGUGUCGUCACCCACAGUUUCAAACUCUUCUAUCGACUUGGGCUUGAAGGGUGAAUUUUACAACGUAGGGAAGCAUCAGGAAGCUCCGUUCUCGCCCACAGCCUUUUACCUGCCGCCCCAGGUCAACAACAUGUUGUACAUUGGCGUUUCUGCGUACACUGCCGACACUGCAGCCUUCACUUACAACAAAGCCGGAGCUCUCAGCCUGUACAUCACUGACGACAUGAUUCCACAGAGCUCUCCCAUUCGCCUCAACACCAGGACGUUUGGAACAUUCAUCCCGCAGAUCGCCAAGCUUUACCCAGGUCUGAUGAUGAAACUGCUGCUGGCGACAGACAAACCUCCGAUCAUCACCUUUGGCUCCAACAACAUGACCAUUCAAGCCAGCGGAGUAGUGACAGCAUACGCCAUCCAGCCCAACGGCACACUUUCCCCUCUCUUUGCCCUCAACGUGGCGACCAGCGUCAGUGCCAAAGUGUCCGUCAGUGGAACAAGGCUGGCUGGAGCUGUCACCCUCAACAAAAUGGAUCUGACCCUGAGGACAAGUUAUGUGGGAGAGUUUCAGGUCAGAACCCUGGACAGUGUCCUGCAAAUGGUCGUCAAAGCGGUAGUGAUACCCAAACUGAAUGUAAAACUUGCACAGGGAUACCCUCUCCCUACGAUUGGAAAGAUGAAGCUUGUGAACACCCAGGUCAAGGUCCUAAAGGACUACAUGCUGAUCGGAACAGACGUACAGUUUACUGGUUAAACUGCAUUCCUCAAAUCUCCCACAAUUCCUUUCUGCACUGGAGCAUGUCAUUAUGAAGACACUGCAACAACCGGACUGAGAAAUCUCUGACACACUGGAUGAGUAUUACUUUAAAAACUUGAGAAAUGCAAAACAAUUGCAUUAAGAUCUCACAUAUUUUAAUGAUUUUUACAUUAUUUUUUACAUAAUAAAUGUAGAUGAGAGCUGCAGACUUUUCAGCAAAGCAGUUGUUCUGUCAUACCAAGCAGCACUGUGUGAGGGUGGGGUUUUUCUUUUUGUAAACACAGUCAUCUUUUCUGUAAUAACAGGCUCCGAGCAGAGCAGAACACAGCACUUUCUGCUGCUGACAAAUUCUUUUUCAAAGUUUCUGACUCUGUAGCACAAAAGAAUUGCUGAUCAAUGAUAUUUCUUUGAAGAAUCUCCCGGAAAAAGAAAAUAAAAGCACCAAACAAGCACUCUGCUGCAAACAAGCAGGAUUCUUUUAAUUUAAAUGGUUGAAAUUCAAAAAACUUCAAAAUACUAUAGGAGUUCAGUAUGUACAUGCACAUAGUUGGUGGUGAUUGUGAAAAUAAAUAAAUAACACAUUAUAGCUGUUGUAGCCCAUCAGUGCAGUUCAGUGGGACUGGAUCAAAGUGUCUGUAAAAACACCCACAGUGUGUCUUUGUAGCCAGAGAAGAGAAAGAGGCGGGGCUAGUGAGUUUCCUGUGGCGUUACCUUUGUCAAUCAGUGGCAGCUCUCGAUCAUGGUGGUGCCACGUUCAUCGACCUCGUGCUCCGGCAGAGUCUCAUAGUUUUUCACUGUGCCCCUCAGAGAGCUGCGACUGAGAGCUUGACCUCGCAUGCUUUGGGAGUUGGCCGACAAUAUCUACAUUUAAGAGACAAAAAAACUACAUUUAAUGACAGGCUAACAUUCACAACUCUGAAAAAGACCAAAUAUAUAUAAUGCCUUAAUUGUGGAGACUGUGAUGAUUGUUGACUUGAUGAGAUCCUGUAAUAAUCUUUUCAUCCAAACCUUCUUGUUUUUUUUAUUUGAUGGUUUUAUUUUAUUAAAUGUGUGCCAAUA
This is a messenger RNA of Solea senegalensis (Senegalese sole), 2576 nucleotides long. Its product is annotated as bactericidal permeability-increasing protein-like. The transcript has 16 exons. The record is from RefSeq and is a predicted model, not a curated record. NCBI's taxonomy places the organism in Eukaryota, Metazoa, Chordata, Actinopteri, Pleuronectiformes, Soleidae. Bases 9 to 1514 code for a protein of 501 amino acids. Gene Ontology annotation, molecular function: lipid binding.